GGAUCACAUGCCAUAGUCAGCAUACCUUCUGGGGUGUAAAAGCUCCUUCCUCCCACAUCCCUUCUUAAUUUGGACGCCAGACACCAGAGGCUCAAGAGGCAGUUCGUCUCUCUCCGGUCCGUACGCCGCCGACAUGGCUUACAGUGGCUACACGGCCUACAGUGGCUACACCAAGCCGCCCCAGUCCUACGCGGCGACGUACUACGACGAGAAGCAGGCGCAGGCGCAGUCGCAGGCCUACCAGGACUCUGUGUAUGAGGAGAAGGAGAGGGUCGCCAAGAAGGACCGGCGGGACGCCAUUUGCUGCGAGGUGAUCGCCCUCGUCAUCGGCUUCAUCGGCCUGAUCGGCGUGGCGGCGGUCACCGGGCUGCCCAUGUGGAAGGUGACGGCCUUCAUCGAGGAGAACAUCAUCGUCAUGGAGACGCGGUGGGAGGGCCUCUGGAUGAACUGCUACCGGCAGGCGAACAUCCGCAUGCAGUGCAAGGUGUACGACUCCCUGCUGUUCCUCCCGCCCGACCUCCAGGCGGCCCGGGGGCUCAUGUGCAGCGCCGUGGCGCUCACCGUCUUCGCCCUGGUCGUGUCCGCCGUGGGGAUGAAGUGCACCAAGGUGGUGGACCACCGCGCCCGGACCAAGCACAUCGUGCUGGUGUCCGGCGGCUGCCUGUUCCUCCUGGCCUGCGUCACCACGCUCAUCCCCGUGUCGUGGACGGGCCACGUGAUCAUCCGGGACUUCUACAACCCCCUGCUGAUCGACGCCCAGCGGCGGGAGCUGGGGGAGGCGCUGUACAUCGGCUGGGUGACGGGCGCGCUGCUCUUCGUGGCCGGCGUCAUCCUGCUGUGCCGCCACGUCCCCCGGACCCAGGAGGAGGAGGAACGGGCCGUCGCCGUGGCCAACGGCAACAUCUACCAGCCGGCGUAUGCGUACCAGCCGUACACGUACCAGCCCGCCUACAGCUACGCCCCGGCCUAUACCCCCGGCCCUGGCCCCGGCCCGGCGUCCAUCAUCUACACGCCCAAUCGGUUCCAGUAGAGCAACAACCUCAGCACGGAAUAGACUUCAAUGUGGACCACCAGGUGGUUUCUUUCUAAACAAGAAUUUAAGACUGAUUGGCCGCCCGGAUGGCGGUGGCUGGAAACAGACUCGUCUUUUUUUUAAAUUCAGUUUAUUUUUUUAAAAGAGCAUUUUAAUGGUUGGAGGGUCAACAAGAUCAAAGGAGAGCCAGCUGUGCUGCUGUCGUUUUAGAAUCGUUUUGUUUGAGUCCUCGUUCGAUCGACUUUAAUAUUGCCAUGAGUUAAUCAUUAGUGUUUCGUUUAAAGAGUAACGCGACACUAGUUUAGAAUUGUUGGUUUGCUACACCCUUCAGGUUGAAACCUGAUGGUUAACUGUUAGAAAUAUAUGAUUUGGGGCUUUUGAAUAAUUCCCUUUAGUGAUUGGUAGUUGGUGGUAGUGUCAGCUGUUUGGGAUAAAGUAUAAUUGUUUACUGAAAUCAUAUUAAAUCAAAGUAGAAGUCCUCUAUCUCGUGGAUGUCUUUCAGAAAAUACCAAAUAUCACUGUGGCCUUUCGUUUUGAGGCAGUGUAGUUACUCUUUAAAAUGAGGAAACAUCUCGAUAUAUUUACAAAGCUGAACAUACAGUUGAAUAUUGCUUUAAAAGUGGAUCUGCACUUUAAGAAACAAAUAUAUAUAUAUUGUCCAUUUUUACACAUGUGUUUUUACAAUAAAUGUUUAAUUAUUA
Messenger RNA from Gadus morhua (Atlantic cod), 1734 nucleotides. Its product is annotated as claudin-8. The coding region runs from base 134 to 1030 and encodes 298 amino acids. Gene Ontology annotation, molecular function: structural molecule activity. Lineage: Eukaryota; Metazoa; Chordata; Actinopteri; Gadiformes; Gadidae. The record is from RefSeq and is a predicted model, not a curated record. Gene Ontology annotation, cellular component: membrane; bicellular tight junction. The transcript has a single exon.